Diospyros lotus (date-plum) is the source of this 1795-nucleotide messenger RNA. RefSeq names its product polyubiquitin. Gene Ontology annotation, molecular function: ubiquitin protein ligase binding; protein tag activity. Gene Ontology annotation, biological process: protein ubiquitination; modification-dependent protein catabolic process. Gene Ontology annotation, cellular component: cytoplasm; nucleus. NCBI's taxonomy places the organism in Eukaryota, Viridiplantae, Streptophyta, Magnoliopsida, Ericales, Ebenaceae. The record is from RefSeq and is a predicted model, not a curated record. The transcript has 2 exons. Bases 169 to 1542 code for a protein of 457 amino acids.
UGAGCCCUUUCAGAGGACUCUCGAGGAGACUGGAAGGGCAUUCCGGUCAAAACACGUCGCCCCUCUCAGCCUUUAAAUACAGGCUUCUCCUAUUAUCCAGUCGCGUUCUAUAUUCGUAUUCCCCUCUUCUUGCUCAUAACCCUAGCUAUUGUUUCUGCCUCAUCAAAGAUGCAAAUCUUCGUGAAAACCCUCACCGGCAAGACUAUCACCCUCGAGGUGGAGAGCUCCGACACCAUAGACAACGUCAAGGCUAAGAUACAGGAUAAGGAGGGAAUCCCCCCCGACCAGCAGAGGCUCAUCUUUGCCGGAAAGCAACUUGAGGACGGUCGUACCCUUGCCGACUACAACAUCCAGAAGGAAUCAACCCUUCACCUUGUUCUCCGACUCAGGGGUGGUAUGCAGAUCUUCGUCAAGACUUUGACGGGCAAAACCAUCACCCUAGAGGUGGAGAGCUCCGACACCAUAGACAACGUCAAGGCCAAGAUCCAGGACAAGGAGGGAAUUCCACCGGACCAGCAGAGGCUUAUCUUCGCUGGAAAGCAACUUGAGGAUGGCCGUACCCUUGCCGACUACAAUAUUCAAAAAGAAUCGACCCUUCAUCUUGUUCUCCGACUCAGGGGUGGCAUGCAGAUUUUCGUGAAAACCCUCACUGGCAAGACCAUCACCCUCGAGGUCGAGAGCUCCGACACCAUCGAUAACGUGAAGGCCAAGAUCCAGGACAAGGAAGGUAUCCCACCGGACCAGCAGAGACUGAUCUUCGCCGGAAAGCAACUCGAGGACGGCCGUACCCUAGCAGACUACAACAUCCAGAAAGAAUCGACCCUCCAUCUGGUUCUCCGACUCAGGGGUGGCAUGCAGAUUUUUGUGAAAACAUUGACCGGCAAGACCAUCACCCUCGAAGUGGAGAGCUCCGAUACCAUCGAUAAUGUUAAAGCCAAAAUUCAGGACAAGGAAGGUAUCCCGCCGGAUCAGCAGAGGUUGAUCUUUGCAGGGAAGCAGCUUGAGGAUGGCCGCACCCUAGCCGACUACAACAUCCAGAAGGAGUCCACCCUGCACUUGGUCCUCCGUCUGAGGGGUGGUAUGCAGAUCUUCGUUAAGACGUUGACUGGCAAGACCAUCACCCUUGAGGUCGAGAGCUCUGACACCAUUGACAACGUGAAGGCGAAAAUCCAAGACAAGGAGGGCAUUCCGCCCGACCAGCAGAGGUUGAUAUUUGCUGGGAAGCAAUUGGAGGACGGCCGAACCCUGGCCGACUAUAACAUUCAGAAGGAGUCAACCCUGCAUUUGGUGCUUCGCCUGCGGGGUGGGAUGCAAAUUUUCGUGAAGACAUUGACGGGGAAAACCAUCACAUUGGAGGUGGAGAGCUCAGACACGAUCGAUAAUGUCAAAGCUAAAAUUCAGGACAAGGAGGGGAUUCCACCGGAUCAGCAAAGGCUCAUAUUUGCUGGGAAGCAGCUGGAGGAUGGAAGGACCCUAGCUGACUACAACAUUCAGAAGGAAUCCACCCUUCAUCUUGUCCUCCGUCUCCGUGGUGGUUUCUGAGCCAAGCGGCAGUCUCGUCGUGGUGGUGUGUGUGGGGUUACCCAGAGUAUUGUCUCCGGCAGCAGUGUAUGUAGCUCGCCGGCUAUCAGUGUGGUGGUGUUGGUCUUUCUGGACGCUGGUUCUGCGUCUUUAUUUUACUGUUUCUGAGUGUGUUGUCUAUGGCCUGGAGCUGAGCAACAUAAAAUGGUUGUGAGAUGGUAACGGGCCCACGUACCUGUAAUAAUAAAAUGCCAAUAAAAUGCUCUUUUAAGAA